This is a messenger RNA of Oryza brachyantha (malo sina), 1439 nucleotides long. RefSeq lists its product as uncharacterized. Bases 227 to 1114 code for a protein of 295 amino acids. NCBI's taxonomy places the organism in Eukaryota, Viridiplantae, Streptophyta, Magnoliopsida, Poales, Poaceae. The transcript has a single exon. The record is from RefSeq and is a predicted model, not a curated record. Gene Ontology annotation, biological process: defense response.
AAGAAAGUGGGGCGAGCGGCUGGGCUGGGCCGCGCAAACAUCCGUCCACUGGGAGUCCCCCAACGGCUGGGCUAUGCCAACUUGCAAUCUGGAAGGCGGUGAAUGCAGCUGUCGAAUCGUUUUUAGGCCCUAAUCAAACGGCUCAAUCCGGCGGGGUUCGAACCUCCCCAAAUCGGAGCGCCGACGCCGACCAAGAAAAAACCGUACCUCCGCCGCUCUCCCGGCGAUGGAGGCGCCCGACGAGGAGUCCGGGCUGGCGCUCCCCGAGGGCGAGCGGAUCCUGGAGGUGACCAUCAUCUCGGCGCAGGGGCUGAAGCCGCCCUCCGCCCUGCGGCGGCGGCUUCUGCAGGCGUACGCCGUGGCGUGGGUGGACGCCGCGCACAGGCUCCAGACGCGGGCGGACCGGGCGGGCGGGGUCGACCCGGAGUGGCACGAGCGCCUCCUCUUCCGCGUCCACGAGGCCGCGCUCGCCGACGACUCCCGCGCCGCCGUCACCGUCGAGAUCUACGCCGCGCCCACCGGAGGCUGGCACAUCGGGGGGGAUUCCCUGGUCGGCUCCGCCCGCUUCCUGCUUGGCGACCACGGCCUCCUGUACCGACCCGUCGGGUCCCCGUCGAUGUUCGCCGUCGGUGUACGCCGCCCCUCCGGCCGCGUCCACGGCCUCCUCAAUUUGGCGGCCAGCCUCGUUGCCACGCCGCCGACUCCGGCCGCAUCCCACGCUCUGCGCUCCUCCCCCGCCGUCUCCCUCAGCGGCCUCUCCGCCGCGCCCAUCCCAGCAGGCCGCGUGCUCCGCGUCCUCAACCGCUCGUUCCCGACGCCCCCACCGUCUCCGACGGUUCUUACGCCCAACAAGCAGCAGAUUGCAGCGAAGCCGUACAAGAAGAGCGCUGACAAGCAGGACGUUGCGGUGAAGCUGAACAAUAAUCGCGUGGAUGACGGGAGCGAUGAGGAGCGGGAGGUGUCCAGAGAUACGGCCGGAGUGGUUUUUUGCGGGCCUUGUGUCUUACCAUUACCAAGAAAGAUCCACAUAAGCCCCUCUGACGAGAACCUGCAGUCCUUUGCUCGCAUCUUCUCUGGUGGAGUUGGCAUUACCAAGCAGAGUCCUCGUCAUUGAGGAGCCCAAGCAAACAAUAGGUUCGCUUCUUUCAGUUGAUUCCUUGUUGAGAUAGUCUGUUUCUUCAUGUGGAUAAUUAGUCUCUUAGCCAUCUGAGUUGUAUUAUAGCAUCUCUUGUUGUUACUGCAAAUAUAUCACACCAAUUUUGUGUGAGUCAACGGAAUUAUAGAAUUAUAGUGCCACAACGAAUAGCGCAUAAUCCUUUUGUCAUCUUCCAUGCAUAAAGAACCUCAAUUUAAGUUUUGAAGAUUUCAUUUGAAGCAAUUCUCAAAGCACUAUAUGAAAUCUGAAUAUCAUAUUAUUUCCAUUCAUCUAGAUGUCAUAU